Amorphotheca resinae ATCC 22711 is the source of this 1352-nucleotide messenger RNA. RefSeq lists its product as hypothetical. The coding region runs from base 390 to 1352 and encodes 320 amino acids. The transcript is spliced from 6 exons. Gene Ontology annotation, molecular function: hydrolase activity. NCBI's taxonomy places the organism in Eukaryota, Fungi, Ascomycota, Leotiomycetes, Helotiales, Amorphothecaceae. The record is from RefSeq and is a predicted model, not a curated record.
CAAACGAGGAGCACACGUACCCCGCGCGGGGUAAUUCGGGGAUCUGGAGGGAAGGGAAAUAGUUUAUUCUGGUUAUUCCCGCGAGCUUCCGGAAUCCUGAUUUGUUGAGGGAGGGGAAAGGGUUCGGUGGAAGGGAGACUAAGGUAUCUUAGGUACCUAGGUACGGCGGCUCCGCGUUGGGGAUUGGGGGAUGGAGGGAGAUUUGGGGUCUGGGGCGUGGGGAAUGGGGGGAGGGUACUUCUUCCGGGGUUUGAGUUGAGAGGGGGGGUUUAUAAGGGGCUGGACUCCCGGGUGAUGAUGCUAUCUCUUUUCUUGUUUGUUUAGAAGAAAGCUGAAGAAAAAAAGCAGACAGACAGUCUAGUAUCGCAUCUCAUCUCAUCAUCAUCGCAAUGGCAACCACCCCCUACGCACCCGAAUGGCUCGAGGUCGAAGCCAAACUCGGCGGUCGCUCGGUCCUCAAAGGCACGUACGCAGAGCAGCGCGAACAGUUCGCAGGGCUGGGCGCGGCGCUGGGAUCGCUGGCUCCGCCGCUGCCGGAUGCUGUCGAGACGGAAGAUAUCUUGAUCAAUAAUGGGACGUUGAGGGUCCGGGUUUAUAAGCCGAAGGAGGCGGCGAAGGAGGGUUUGUCGUUGGGGGUGUAUUUCCAUUGUGGUGGUUAUGUCAUGGGGAGUAUCGAGGGUGAUGAUUAUCUCUGCCGCGCAAUCUCCAUGUCCGCAUCCACGGUCCUCGUCUCCGUCGACUACCGUCUCGCCCCGGAACACCCAUACCCGGCUGCACUCGAAGAUGGCCUCAGCGCACUCACCUGGGCCUACGAUAACGCCCCCACUCUCCACGCCUCCCCCUCUAAGCUAUACACCAUGGGCCAAUCCGCAGGAGGAACCAUCGCGCUCGCGCUCGCGCUGAAGAUCAAAGCGUCAGGGCAACCGCAGAAAAUCAGCGGCGUCGUAGCAUUGGGCCCGGCGACGGUGGCGCCCAGCGUUGUGCCCGCGCAUUUGAAACAUCUGUUUAAGCCUGAGGAGAAUACGGAUUCCGCGAUUAUAGAUGCGGAGGCUAUGAGCGUGUAUACUGCAAACUACAACCCCCCCCUAACCGCGCCCGACUUCUCGAUCCUGCUCUCUCCGGACCUCGCCAAGCUGCCCCCCGUCUACAUCGUCGGGUGCGGCAAGGAUCCCGUGCGCGACGACGUUCUGGUAUUCGAGCAGGAGAUCCGGAAGCUUGGGGUUAAGACUAAGUUUGAUUAUUAUGAGGGCUGGCCGCAUCUGUUUUGGAUCGUGCCUGGGGUCGAGAUGGGGACUAAAGCGGUCGGGAAUAUAGUGAAGGGGAUUCAGUGGCUGGGGGAGAAUAUGGGGUAG